AUGGUCGAGUUCGUCCACACCCAGAUCCUGGGCACGACAUUUGAGAUAACGUCGAGAUAUUCGGAACCUCAACCUGUGGGAUUGGGAGCAUUUGGGCUUGUCUGCUCCGCGCGAGACCAGCUCACGAAUCAAAACGUCGCCAUCAAGAAGGUCACGAAGCCUUUCAGCACGCCCGUCUUGGCUAAGCGAACAUACCGAGAACUGAAGUUGCUGAAGCACCUCAAGCACGAAAAUUACUUCCUCUACCAGAUCAUGCGGGGCCUGAAGUAUGUGCACUCCGCUGGCGUUGUCCAUCGAGAUCUCAAACCCAGCAAUAUCCUCAUCAACGAGAACUGUGAUUUGAGAAUCUGUGAUUUUGGGUCUGCGCGAACAGAGGAUCCCCUGAUGACCGGCUACGUCUCGACGCGAUAUUAUCGGGCCCCGGAGGUCAUGCUUACAUGGCGAAGGUAUAACGCAGAGAUCGACAUUUGGAGCGCGGGAUGCAUCUUUGCCGAAAUGCUCGAGGGGAAGCCCCUCUUCCCCGGCAAGGACCACUUGCACCAGUACUCAAUUAUCACAGAGCUUCUGGGAACUCCUCCUAAAGAUGUCAUCAGCACCAUCGCAACCGAGUCUGUAGGUAUUCCCAAGAACCAGAGCAGCGGUAUAGUAUUCAGGUUGAGGCAGACGCUGCGGUUUGUCGAGUCCUUGCCGAAGCGCGAGCGACACCCCCUCAAGAACAAAUUCAAGAACGCCGAAUUUUCGGCCCUGGAACUCCUUGAUAAGAUGCUCGUCUUCGACCCCAAAAAGCGAAUAACAGCCACCGAAGCUCUAGCCCACCAAUACCUCGUCUCCUACUACGAUCCCACCGACGAGCCUGUUGCGCACGCGAAGUUCGACUGGAGCUUUAACGAGGCUGGCCUGCCUGUGGAUACAUGGAAGAUUAUGAUAUACUCGGAGAUGCUUGAUUCUCGCAAUGUCACAUGA
Molecule: messenger RNA, 963 nt
Organism: Fusarium falciforme
Lineage: Eukaryota; Fungi; Ascomycota; Sordariomycetes; Hypocreales; Nectriaceae
Product: Mitogen-activated protein kinase
Exons: 7
Coding region: 1-963 (320 amino acids)
Biological process (GO): cellular response to oxidative stress; osmosensory signaling pathway; stress-activated MAPK cascade
Cellular component (GO): cytoplasm; nucleus
Molecular function (GO): protein serine/threonine kinase activity; ATP binding
Source: RefSeq, a predicted model, not a curated record